ACUUAGCAGCAGUGAAGACGGUAACACUUUAGCUCAACCUGUCAUCAGGUUGACUUCAUGUAUCUCUCUCCUUAUUGUUUAUGGACUUAUGGUUUGGUUUUGGGGAUAAAAGUUUUAUUACCUCUAGGAUUAGGUUGAAAAUUAUUGAGUCCUUCCAUUGAUAUGCUUAUGUGAAGCUAUUGUUGAUAACUUACUUAAAAGCAUGCCAUUUUUUAAUUAGCUUCACUGUUGUAUUAUUCUGUAAAUUUUCUGGAUUAUUGAUAUACUAAUUGGGAAUAUGGGAUGGCAACAAAAAAAUUGGCAGUAAUCCCUUUGAAGUUCUUCACAAGUGUUGACUAUUUGUCCUGUCUCUUCCAAUUAUCAGAGCUGGCUAGGCAUUUUAGAAAGCUGUCUACUCUUAGUCUUGUGCAUGCCCCACCCACUACAUCAUGCUUGCCCGUUGUAAACAUCCAAAACCAGUUCAAAACAUGCAUAAAAGAAAAAGAAUCCAUCAGCUAUUAUGGCAUCCAUUUGCCCCUCACAGACCACCCUAACCCCCAAGUUUCAUGCUUUCCUCAAAAGGGCUUCUCACAAAUCACUGAAGGAAUUGUUGUGAAAGCAUUGCAUGCAUUUUGUGUGAAAGGUGUUAUUCAACUCGGUACGUUCUAUACAAAUACCUUGAUUAAUAUGUACUCUAAGUUUGGUAACAUCAAAUAUGCGCAAUACGUUUUUGAUGAAAUGUUGGACAGAAAUGAAGCUUCUUGGAAUAACAUGAUGUCGGGGUAUGUUCGAGUGGGUUGGUACCACGAAGCAAUGCAAUUCUUCUGUCAUUUGUGUGAAUAUGGCGUCAGGCCAAGCGGGUAUGUUGUUGCUAGUUUGGUGACGGCCUGUGAUCGGUCAGGGUGCAUGACUGAAGGGGCAAUUCAGAUUCAUGGCUAUGUCGUCAAAUGCGGUUUGAUAUCUGAUGUGUUUGUCGGCACUUGCCUGCUGCAUUUUUAUGGUACACAUGGUCAGGUUUCUAAGGCUAACAAACUCUUUGAGGAGAUUGAUGAACCAAAUAUAGUCUCUUGGACUUCUUUGAUGGUUGGCUAUGCAGAUAAUGGGUAUAUAAAGGAGGUUCCAAAUAUUUAUCAGCAUUUGAGACGCGAUGGGUUAUACUGUAAUCAAAAUACAAUGGCUACAGUUAUUAGGUCUUGUGGAAUGCUCGGAGAUAAAACCUUGGGUUAUCAGAUCCUUGGAAAUGUAAUCAAAUCUGGAUUAGACACUAGUGUCUCUGUGGCAAACUCCCUUAUAUCCAUGUUUGGUAGUUGUGAUAGCAUAGAGGAGGCAUCUUGUGUAUUCGAUAACAUGAAGGAACGUGAUACUAUUUCAUGGAAUUCAAUGAUUACUGCAAGCGUGCAUAAUGGUCAUUGUGAAGAAUCUCUAGGACACUUUUUUUGGAUGCGUCAUACUGACAUAGAAACAAAUGAUAUUACUAUUUCAACCUUGUUAUCAGCAUGCGGCUCUGCACAAAAUUUGAGGUGGGGAAGAGGACUUCAUGGUCUAGUAGUGAAAUCUGGACUGGAAUCAAAUGUUUGCGUAUGCAAUAGUCUUUUAAGUAUGUAUUCUCAGGCUGGUACGUCUGAGGAUGCAGAGCUUGUAUUUCAUAUAAUGCCAGAGAGGGACUUAAUUUCAUGGAAUUCCAUGAUGGCUAGCCAUGUUGAGGAUGAAAAGUAUGCUCGUGCCAUACAACUUUUGAUUGAGAUGCUCCAAACGAGAAAGGCAAUGAACUAUGUAACUUUCACAACUGCAUUAUCUGCCUGUUAUUCUUUAGAAAAAUUAAAGAUUGUUCAUGCCUUUGUGGUUCUUUUUGGUUUCCAUCACAAUUUGAUCAUUGGUAAUGCAUUGGUUACCAUGUAUGGGAAGCUCGGUUUGAUGGCUGAAGCACAAUGGGUGUGCAAAAUUAUGCCUAAGAGAGACGAAGUAACUUGGAAUGCACUUAUAGGCGGCCAUGCUGAUAACCAAGAACCAAAUGCAGCAAUUGAAGCUUUCAAUUUAUUGAGAAAAGAAGGUGUGCCUGCAAACUACAUUACUAUUGUUAAUCUUCUGAGUGCUUGUUUGUCUCCUGAUUAUCUUUUGGAACAUGGAAGGCCAAUCCAUGCACAUAUAGUUGUGGCAGGUUUUGAAUUAGAUACAUAUGUCCAAAGCUCCCUAAUUACAAUGUAUGCCCAGUGUGGUGAUCUUAAUACAAGUAACUAUAUUUUUGAUGUAUUAGCUAAUAAGAAUUCUAGUACUUGGAAUGCCAUUCUUUCUGCAAAUGCUCAUUAUGGGCCUGGUGAGGAAGCACUAAAACUUAUUGUAAAGAUGAGAAAUGGCGGGGUUCAUUUAGAUCAGUUUAGCUUCUCUGUAGCUCUUUCCAUUAUUGGUAACUUAACUGUACUGGAUGAAGGUCAGCAGCUUCAUAGCUUGAUUAUUAAACUUGGUUUCGAGUCAAACGAUUAUGUUUUAAAUGCCACGAUGGAUAUGUAUGGAAAAUGUGGGGAAAUUGAUGAUGUAUUUAGAAUCCUUCCCCAACCAAGAAGCAGGACGCAAAGGUCUUGGAACAUUUUAAUAUCAGCAUUAGCCAGACAUGGGUUUUUCCAACAGGCUAAGGAAGCCUUUCAUGAGAUGCUGGAUCUGGGACUAAGACCCGACCAUGUCACUUUUGUUUCACUUCUGUCUGCAUGCAGCCAUGGGGGUUUGGUGGAUGAGGGUCUUGAAUACUUCUCUUUAAUGACUACUGAAUAUGGUGUCUCCAUUGGAAUAGAGCAUUGUGUAUGCAUAAUUGAUCUUCUUGGACGAUCAGGAAGGCUUGCUGAGGCUGAAACUUUUAUUGACAAGAUGCCAAUUCAACCAAACGACUUUGUGUGGCGUAGCCUGUUGGCUGCUUGUAAAAUACAUGGCAAUUUGGAGCUUGGGAGGAAAGCUGCUGACCGUCUUUUCGAGCUGGACUCAUCUGAUGAUUCAGCUUAUGUUCUUUACUCAAAUGUCUGUGCAUCUACCAGAAGCUGGGGAGAUGUAGAGAAUGUGAGAAAGCAAAUGCAAUCACACAACAUAAAGAAAAAACCUGCCUGUAGUUGGAUCAAGUUGAAAAACAAGGUUACUACUUUUGGAAUGGGAGAACAGUUUCAUCCACAAACAGUGCAAAUCUAUGCAAAGUUAGAUGAGCUGAGAAAGAUGAUUAAAGAAGCAGGCUAUGUGCCUGACACAAGCUAUGCAUUGCAAGAUACAGACGAAGAACAAAAGGAGCAUAAUCUUUGGAACCACAGUGAGAGAAUUGCCCUUGCAUUUGGGUUGAUCAACAGUCCGGAAGUUUCACCUGUUAGAAUUUUUAAGAAUCUCCGUGUCUGUGGUGAUUGUCACUCUGUUUUCAAGCUGGUUAGUAAAAUUGUUAGUAGGAAAAUCAUAUUAAGGGAUGCAUAUCGGUUUCACCAUUUCAGUGGUGGCAAGUGUUCUUGUUCAGACUACUGGUAGUGUGGAUUGGAUUUUGUUGAAUGUUGUAGCUGAAAAAUGUUGU
Molecule: messenger RNA, 3514 nt
Organism: Gastrolobium bilobum
Lineage: Eukaryota; Viridiplantae; Streptophyta; Magnoliopsida; Fabales; Fabaceae
Product: pentatricopeptide repeat-containing protein At3g24000, mitochondrial
Exons: 1
Coding region: 283-3471 (1062 amino acids)
Biological process (GO): RNA modification
Molecular function (GO): RNA binding; protein binding; zinc ion binding
Source: RefSeq, a predicted model, not a curated record